UUUCGCAUUGUCGCUUCCCAGUCUAUUCUAGUCAUUUCAUCUAAACCCCCGCUGUUUUGCUGCUUCCUUCUACUGUCACCAUUUCCAAGUAGGUCAGGUCCAGCUAGCUCACUCCGCCAUGGAAACUCCUCAGCAGCAGCCGAGGAGGCGCGGCCGUCCCAAGGGCUCUUCUGCCAAGUCCAAGGAGGACAGAGAUCGCGAGCAGCCGCACUCCGCUGCCGGCGCCACCCCCAGGAUGAGAGGACCUGGAGCUGACAAGAAGGCCGCCGCUGCCGCAGCUGACGAGAAGUACGCGCAGUGGAAGUCGCUCGUUCCCGUCCUCUAUGACUGGUUUGCUAAUCAUAACCUCGUAUGGCCGUCACUGUCCUGCCGAUGGGGUCCUGUGGUUGAGCAGCACAGUCACAAAAACCGCCAACGACUUUAUCUUUCAGAACAGACAGAUCAAUCAGUGCCAAACACUUUGAUUGUAGCCAACUGUGAUGUGGUUCGACCCAGGAUUGCAGCAGACAGUCACAUAUCACACUUCAAUGAAGAAUCACGCUCACCUUAUGUCAAGAAGUACAAAACCAUUAUACACCCAGGGGAGGUUAACAGAAUCAGAGAGCUUCCUCAAAAUAAAAACAUAGUGGCAACCCAUACUGAUAGUCCUGAAGUUCUAAUUUGGGAUGUGGAAGCCCAACCUAAUCGACAUGCUGUUCUUGGAGCUGUUGCUUCACGCCCAGAUUUGACAUUGAUUGGACAUAGUGAGAAUGCAGAAUUUGCAUUGGCAAUGUGCCCCACUGAACCCUUUGUGCUCUCUGGAGGAAAGGACAAAUCUGUGGUACUGUGGAGUAUUCAAGAUCAUAUAUCAACAUUGAGCACAGAUGCACAAAAACCUGCUGGUUCAUCUAUUAAGGCUGGUGAUAAUCCCUCUAUUCAAGCUCGUGGAAUCUUCCAAGGCCAUGAGGAUACCGUUGAAGAUGUUCAGUUCUGCCCAUCAAGUUCACAGGAAUUCUGUAGUGUUGGUGAUGAUUCAUGUCUCAUUCUAUGGGAUGCUCGAGUUGGUACUAGUCCAGUUGUAAAGGUUGAAAAAGCUCAUAAUGCUGAUCUCCACUGUGUUGACUGGAAUCCUCAUGAUGGCAACUUUAUUAUCACUGGAUCUGCAGAUAAUUCUGUCCGCUUGUUUGAUCGACGUAGUUUAACUUCGAAUGGAGUUGGCUCACCAGUCCAUAUCUUUGAAAAUCACAAAGCAGCAGUUCUUUGUGUGCAGUGGUGUCCAGACAGGUCCUCUGUAUUUGGGAGUACUGCAGAGGAUGGUCGUUUGAAUAUUUGGGAUUACGAUAAGGUUGGUGAGAAGGACAAUGAGACACCUGCUCCAGGUUUAUUUUUCCAGCAUGCUGGGCACAGGGAUAAAAUUGUUGACUUCCACUGGAAUGUGGCUGAUCCAUGGACAAUUGUAAGUGUAUCUGAUGACUGUGACUCCACAGGUGGAGGUGGUACACUACAGAUAUGGCGGAUGUUGGAUUUGCUGUAUCGUCCUGAAGAGGAGGCUCUGGCCGAGCUUCAAAAAUUCAAAGACCAUGUAAGCAAGUGCGCUCCAAAAUCUGAUUCCUAAGUAUUAAGUGCUUGUGUACUCAUUACUCUGAAGUAUGAGUCUAGUAGUGUACCAAUCCAAACAUUGUAGGUGGGAACCCAUUGUUAGGACUGUCCCGUUAACUUUAUAACCUUUUUGUGACUGAAGAUAUUUGGAGCUGUGCUUGAUUAUCCUAUUUAACAGAUUGUUUUGUUCCUAAUGCGUAUGGAGUACCUAGUGAGUUUGAAGUCUAUGUUGUAUCCUAGACCUUGAUACAUGUUUAUUUUAGUAUAUUGCACGUUCAUUUUAACCUA
Messenger RNA from Ipomoea nil (Japanese morning glory), 1866 nucleotides. Its product is annotated as WD-40 repeat-containing protein MSI4. Lineage: Eukaryota; Viridiplantae; Streptophyta; Magnoliopsida; Solanales; Convolvulaceae. The coding region runs from base 119 to 1594 and encodes 491 amino acids. The record is from RefSeq and is a predicted model, not a curated record. Gene Ontology annotation, biological process: regulation of gene expression. Gene Ontology annotation, molecular function: histone binding. The transcript is spliced from 15 exons. Gene Ontology annotation, cellular component: nucleus.